Puccinia graminis f. sp. tritici CRL 75-36-700-3 is the source of this 273-nucleotide messenger RNA. RefSeq lists its product as uncharacterized. The record is from RefSeq and is a predicted model, not a curated record. The transcript is spliced from 2 exons. Lineage: Eukaryota; Fungi; Basidiomycota; Pucciniomycetes; Pucciniales; Pucciniaceae. Bases 1 to 273 code for a protein of 90 amino acids.
AUGAGUACCCCGUCUCGUCGGAAUGAGAAGGCCUUGAACGGCCGGUCUAACGGUUCGAUUAGAAGGGUUGUCUCCGGCUCCAAAACUACGAGGAAUGGUGGUUCGACUAUGGCCUCUUCGCAUUCGGCUGCUGGCUACUCUUGCAGGUCUCGUGGGAUCUACGACGUCGAGAGCUUGGAUCUGUUUCGAUCUUACGGAUGUUCUUGGUCUAUCAAAUCGUUGUCUUGCUCUUCAUCAUCUUUUUCCUUUACACUUGUCUCUGGCCUUCUCUGA